This is a messenger RNA of Acomys russatus (golden spiny mouse), 884 nucleotides long. It is a transcript of the gene Sofu1, whose product is annotated as LLLL and CFNLAS motif containing 1. Bases 212 to 556 code for a protein of 114 amino acids. The transcript has 3 exons. The record is from RefSeq and is a predicted model, not a curated record. Gene Ontology annotation, biological process: fusion of sperm to egg plasma membrane involved in single fertilization. Lineage: Eukaryota; Metazoa; Chordata; Mammalia; Rodentia; Muridae.
UAUGCAGAUCCAAUGAUGUAAGAGAUAUGACAAUACUUGGCAAAUUCUGGAGCCCUUUCGGGUUGUGAUCUAUAAGGUGACCCAUUACAGCUGUCUUAGAAGUCUCUGCCCUUUCCCACUCCUCUGUCUGGCAAUGGAAUGGCACAAAGAUCUAGAAUGUAGGUUAGAACCAUGGCGGUGAUGUCACAGCACACAUAGAGUCAGAGUUCCUAUGGAAGAGAAGGAGGAAAAGAGAAGCUGGCAAGGGCUCCACAGGGCAACAUUCCUGACAGCUGUGCUGCUGCUGCUGCUGCUGCAGCAAGUGAAAGGAGUGAAGACUCUGAAGGGCAGUGCAAGCCUGGAUGAUGACAGGAGUCAGAAAGAGAAAAUAUUCUCUGCAGACCAGGGCCAAGAGCAGUUUGAAGAACACUUUGUGGCUUCAUCAGUAGGUGAGCUGUGGCAGGUGAUAGAUAUGGCGCAGCAAGAAGACAUGAUCUCCCAGGCAAGAACUAUCCGGGACCACCUCUUUGAUCUAGCCUUCUGCUUCAACCUGGCUAGCAUCAUGCUUUUUUUAUGAGAGACUUUGAGGUAGAGGCAUUAGUCUGGGCCGUUCAUGAGGACUUGAACAUCUACCUCCCCUUUGUGAUUGCUUUCUGACCUCCUCUCCCACAUGCCUCCUCACAUGCAUACCCUACUCCCUGUCUCUAAGAAGCAUCUGGCCUUAGGGUGUAUCAACAGCACUUUCCCAACUCCCACUGACACCACCUAAUUGCCACCUCAAGCCAGAAUUUCAUGUCCUAGGGCUAAAGAAACCAAACCCACACCCUUCUCUCUUAAGCCUUGUCUAAACCAGCAGGUUAGAGGGAGGAGACUGACAAUAAAGUAGCAAUAGUAAUAAAAUCUUG